Messenger RNA from Astyanax mexicanus (Mexican tetra), 2023 nucleotides. RefSeq names its product GTPase IMAP family member 9. Bases 172 to 1221 code for a protein of 349 amino acids. Gene Ontology annotation, molecular function: GTP binding. The transcript is spliced from 2 exons. The record is from RefSeq and is a predicted model, not a curated record. Lineage: Eukaryota; Metazoa; Chordata; Actinopteri; Characiformes; Acestrorhamphidae.
ACUGAAGCAGGGUGUAAAAUGAGACUGUAUCUGUUACAUCUCCAUUAAUGUUUCUUCAUAUUAAAAAAGAUAUAUAUCUAUAAAGGAGUUUAAGUGAUUAAAUCUCUUUUAUUACUUGUCAAAUUCUGACUGGCUGCUCAGCUGAACCUCUCUGAGGGAGGAGGAUACAGGAUGAGAGGAACAGCUAAGAGGGAGGUGAUUGCAGAAACAGAGCUCAGGAUGGUGGUCAUCGGUAGCAGUGGCCCAUCACAGUUCUCCCUCACCAACUGCAUUCUGGGACGAGAGGAGUUCUCUAAGGAUGUGUGCAGCAUCGCUGGCAGCAGAAAGAACAUUGGAGAGCUAGCAGGGCGACAGGUGGCCGUGGUUAACGCUCCCAACCUCUACGACAAAGACCUGUCUAAGAGUAAGAUGAGGGAGGAGCUGAGAAGAGCCAAGUGUCUGUUGUCUCCUGGUCCUCAUGCCGUCCUCAUCGCGUUUGACCUGGAGAGAAUCUCUCCGAACGACAUUCGCACUCCCAAGCUGGUGAUGAAGCGCUUUGGGGAAGGUGUCCUCAACUACGCCAUGAUCCUCCUGGCCUACGAUGGACCUCUGGGACUGGCGGCCCUGGAAGAAAGAAUCAUGAAGACAGACUGGCACCUGCGGGAGCUCAUCGAGCAGUGCGGCUGCCGCUACCACAUCUUCAGCAAGAACGAGAAGAACCGCAAUAAAGACAGAGAGCUUCUACAGAAGAUCGAGAGGAUCGUGGGGACCAUGGGUGGGCACUGUUACACCAACCCGGCCUACAGCAAGGCUGAGGAAAGUGUGAGGAAGGAGGAGAAGAAGCUGAUUAAGAAAAGGGCCGCUGAGACGGAGAGGGCAUGGCGGGAGCUGGAGCAGCAGUACCAGGGGGAUGAGCUACGCUGGCAGAUGGACGCCUACAACGCCAGCGUGGGGGCUGAGAUCAGGGCCAAAGCCGAGCUCGACAACAGCUGGCUCAGAAAUUCAUUGGCCAUUGGGUUUUCUCUGGGCUUCGUGGCUGGGGCCACUAUGGGAAUAGUAGUGGGGUCAGUUGAGGGACUGGCUGGUAUGGCGGUGGGCGGAGCAGUUGGAGGUGCUCUGGGAGGGUCAGCAGGGGGCGCAGUUCAAUCAGCUAUUGAGCACCUGGAUGAAAGGGUGGGACCUCACACCAGCAACUUUAACUCAAUUUUCAUUAACCGGUUCUUCCGAGCACCGCAGGUCUGAGUUCUGAGAGAGUACUGAUAUUUCUCUAUAUUUCUUCACAUUGAAGUACAGUAGAGUCAAUAGGCCAUAUUGUCAUGCAUACAAUACUAGUCAAACAUUUGGACACACCUUAAAUUGAGUAGUUUUUCUACAAAUUUAAAAUACUCUGCAUUGUAGAUUAUUACUAAAGUCAUUCGAAGAAAAUGAAGAAAAACAUAUGGAAUUUGUUUGUCAACACAAAAACAAAAAAGUGCUAAAUAAUUUACAAUUUGUUUUAUAUUUUAUAUUUUUCAAAAAGUAGCACCUCUUGCUUAGAUUAGACAGUUUUGCACAGCUUGGCUGGAUUUUCUCAGUCAGCUUUAUGAGGUAGAGUCUCCUGGAAUUCAGGCUUUCAGUUAACAGCUGUGCUGAACUCGUCAAGAGUUAAUUACUUAAUUUCUUGCCUCUUAAUGUGUUUGAAAGCAUCAGUUUGCAUACAGUAAAUAGCCCUGUUUGAGUAAAGUUCUAAUCCAUAUUAUGACAAGAAAAAAUACUUGAAGACAUGUAGGUCAGUCAAUCAGGAAAAUGUCAAGAACUUUUCAUAAAAAAUGUUAUGAUGAAACUGGCUCUCAUCAGAACAGCCCCUGCAAGGGAAGACCAAGAGUUACCUCUGUUGCACAUAUUAAGUUCAGAGUUACAAGCCUCAGAAACUGCAAGUUAACAGAUUCACAGAGUAUUUUGGUUUGUUUAACACUUUUUACAAGUUACUAGAUGAUUCCUUAUGUUAUUCAUUUACAAAAAUUAAAACAUUGAAUGAGAAGAUGUGUCCUAACUUUUCACUGGU